Leguminivora glycinivorella is the source of this 866-nucleotide messenger RNA. RefSeq lists its product as uncharacterized. Bases 86 to 742 code for a protein of 218 amino acids. Lineage: Eukaryota; Metazoa; Arthropoda; Insecta; Lepidoptera; Tortricidae. The transcript has 7 exons. The record is from RefSeq and is a predicted model, not a curated record.
GCACAUAUCAUUAUUAUAUGUUUGCAUUUCCUACGUGCAUCAUAAAAAAUCUUUGUUUCACAAACACCUUUAUUCGUAAAUAAAGAUGAAGUUUAUCGCAAUUACCUUUGCACUCUUGUUCGCAGGCAUCUGUGCACUACACCAGAAUGACAUCGAACUCGAUGGAGGCCAGGCGUUCAUCACCGUCACGAACAGGAUCCAGCGAGCCGUGAACAACAUGAACCAGCGCUUGAGGGAGAACGGGUACGACCCGCUGGUCACGGAGUACAGGUCCACCGGCAUUGACACGCCCUUCCUCAGCGCCUACGCGCACGUGGAGGACCUGAAGUGCACGGGGCUCUCCCACAACAAGUUCGACCGGCUCAGCUUCAACUCGGUCAGCAUGCGGCUUAACUUCAACCUUGUGUGGCCGAGUAUCGCCUGUGUCGUCAAAUCACAGGGUGCUAAGGCAGCCGUCCUUGGGCGCGAAUUCGAAGCUUCAAACUCUGGAAUCCUGCAGGCGACUAACACGCGCAUUGAGGGCAGCGUGCGCGUCCGCCCGAGACCCAUCAGCGGCGUCAGCAUAAUCGACUGCUCCUUACUCUUGAGCACAAACAUCGAGUCCGACCUGAAAGUGGUGUGGCAUGGACGUGACAUCUCCGACAAGGUGAAAGUAGUGGUGGAAGCCUUGAACAAGCAAAUCCAGGAUAAUAAGGAGGCGUUUGGCGUCCAACUGUGUAACCUGCUGGAGCAGGCGAUGUAAAUCUACGACGCCAGAGGGCUACUUUAGUCGUACAUACAUAGUACUGUGUCAAUUUAAUACAUUAAAUUUUUGGUAUAUACUUGAAACAUGUUUUCUAACUUUGAGAAAUAUAUAAGAAUCAACA